GCCGCAGGGCCGCCGCGCGGGGCCGCCACCGCGCGCGGCGCGCGAGCCUCGGGCCGCCAUGGCGGCCGACCUGCGGGCCGCGGUGCCGUCCGGCCUGCCGCCUCGGCCCGACGGCGGCCUCCCCGGGCACAGCAGAGCCACGACCACAACGGAGGGGACUUUUCUGGAGGGCCCCUCGGGGGAGAGCCCGCCGACCUCGGCAUGAACACUUCGGCCGUGGUCGUGGCCGACUCGGCCGCCUGGGGCGCCCACAUCGACCAGAACCCGCGCCAACCGGGUAUCUGUAUUCUGGCGUGGGUAAAACAGUCCCCAGGGGUGCGUCCUCGACGUGGUCGUGCUUGCUUGCUGUCCCCCGAAGGCCUCGACCUGCCGUCUCGCAUCAUCUCGGCGCGGAACACCUUCAUCGAGACCUUGGACGCGUCCGGAACCCUGGACGCUUCCUGCGAGCUGGACCCCACGCCCCCGCCUGGCCUCAUCCUGGAACGGUCACUGACGUGGCCCACCCGGAGGUCGAGCGGGGCGGAGGCCGAUCGGGACGGCUCGGAGCGGGGCAGCGAGAACUCGGAGGACGGGGGACCGCGACGACGUGCCCCCCCUGAGGGCCGACGCCGAGUUCCCGCUGGGGCCGUACUCGCCCGAGGAGCUGAUCGUGUCAUCCUCGCUGCAGGACUUGCCGCCUAA
Prorocentrum cordatum is the source of this 681-nucleotide messenger RNA. Lineage: Eukaryota; Dinophyceae; Prorocentrales; Prorocentraceae. The record is from the annotation of a GenBank genome assembly.